This is a messenger RNA of Lodderomyces parapsilosis, 1287 nucleotides long. It is a transcript of the gene RIB1, whose product is annotated as GTP cyclohydrolase II. Gene Ontology annotation, molecular function: GTP cyclohydrolase II activity. Bases 1 to 1287 code for a protein of 428 amino acids. The record is from RefSeq and is a predicted model, not a curated record. Gene Ontology annotation, biological process: riboflavin biosynthetic process. The transcript has a single exon. Lineage: Eukaryota; Fungi; Ascomycota; Pichiomycetes; Serinales; Debaryomycetaceae.
AUGACUGUGGUAAUAGACUCAAGCUCAACAACCACAAGAACCAGUACCACAACUGCAGCAAAUAAAAAGGGACCUUCGAGAACACAAGACAUUCCGUUCAAAGAUCGCAGCAUAUACUCGAGCCAUCAAAGCAACCCCACGUCACAACAUCAAUUUCAAUACCAACACUUGUACAAAUCACACUUUCGUUUCAAUAGGAACAGUCCAAAAAUGUCUCUAUUGCACCACCCACAACCAGCUACUUCACGUAAUAACGGCUCAUCCUUGCAGGAACAAAACGGCGCCAAAACUCCUAGACAUUAUGUACCCGAUGUGUCCACGAUCCCCAUAGUGACGCCUCGUCCAUCGAGCACCAACCUUCCGUUGUCAUCAAGACCAGUAGGUACUCCACAGCCACCGCCAGUGAUAACUCAGGAUAUGCGAGACCACACCAACCUACCCGAUGAAUUGCCAGUGGUUAAAUGCGUAGCCAGGGCGCGAAUCCCCACAACGCAUGGUCCAGAUAUCUUUUUGCAUUUGUAUGAAAACAACGUUGAUAAUAAGGAGCAUCUAGCUAUAGUGUUUGGUGAAGACAUUCGUUCCAGAUCUUUGUUCAAACAAAGACCAGGAGAAACUCAACAAGAUAGGAUGACAAGAGGGGCUUACGUGGGCAAGUUGACACCAGGAAGAACAAAUGCUGAUUACGAUAUUGACAACCAACGCCGAUUGAAGUUUGACGAGCACGGCAAUUUGAUCAUAGAUGAAUUCACGUAUUCAAGUCCCACAUUGGUUCGUAUCCAUUCCGAAUGUUACACUGGUGAAACCGCGUGGAGUGCAAGGUGUGAUUGUGGUGAACAAUUUGAUCAAGCGGGGAAAAUCAUGGGUGAAAAUGGACAUGGGUGUAUGGUUUACUUGAGACAAGAGGGUAGAGGAAUUGGUCUUGGUGAAAAAUUAAAAGCUUACAAUUUACAGGAUCUUGGUGCAGACACCGUCGAGGCAAAUUUGAUUUUGAGACAUCCGGCAGACGCUCGUAACUUCUCCCUAGCAACGGCGAUUUUGCUUGAUUUGGGACUAGUUGAAAUUAGAUUGUUGACCAAUAACCCCGAUAAGAUCAUAGCCGUAGAGGGUAAACACCAAGAAGUGAAAGUUAAAGAGAGAAUUCCCAUGAUUCCUUUGAGCUGGAGAGGUGGAAAUAAAGACGGUAACGGGAUUAACAGUAAGGAAAUCGAUGGAUAUUUGAGUACCAAAAUCGAAAGGAUGGGACAUCUUUUAGAAAAGCCAAUCAAGAUCAACCACGAAGCUGUUUAG